GUGAUAUUAUGUUUGGUGUAAAAUAAAUCUAAGAAAUCUCCGGAAAAAUCGUGCAUUUAGUUCAAAAUGCUCGUCUUGGGAAUUAUCAUAUUGCUAUCAUGCUUUGAUAACUCGUUGUCUGAUGUUCUGGAUUUCAGAGACUGCGGUGAUGCUGAUUACAUGCCAGUUGAAUCGCUAAUCUUCAACGAUUGCGAAAUAGCGCCGUGUAUGAUAGAUUUAAACCAAAAAUCGCACACGAGCCUCAAAUUGGAAGUUUCAAAAACGGUGCCGCAAUUUUCGAGUAUGGUCGCAACGGCUGAAAUAAUACAAGCUGGUUUUUCCUGGAAGCUGAAAAUAUCUCCGAGCAAUCCUUGCGACCGGUGGAAAUGUCCUUUGCAGCCGAAGAAACACCACCACGAAUUUUUUAACACCACCAUCGACUUCAGCCCCAUCAAGUGGAAAAAUCCUGGCAGGGUAAGGAUAGAAGGCAAGGUGAAUAAUAUAGAAAGUCCGAUAUUUUGCAUGGAAGUAACAGUAAGAUUUUUCUGACGAACGAAAAUAAAACAACGCGAAUCAUCUAAAUGCAACUUUUAUUCAUCCACUUGUAACUGAUAAUAUAUUAAAACAUAAACGGUC
Phyllotreta striolata is the source of this 615-nucleotide messenger RNA. Lineage: Eukaryota; Metazoa; Arthropoda; Insecta; Coleoptera; Chrysomelidae. The record is from the annotation of a GenBank genome assembly.